Messenger RNA from Neurospora tetraspora, 2955 nucleotides. RefSeq names its product Piwi domain-containing protein. The coding region runs from base 1 to 2955 and encodes 984 amino acids. Gene Ontology annotation, molecular function: RNA endonuclease activity; single-stranded RNA binding; protein binding. Lineage: Eukaryota; Fungi; Ascomycota; Sordariomycetes; Sordariales; Sordariaceae. The transcript has a single exon. The record is from RefSeq and is a predicted model, not a curated record. Gene Ontology annotation, biological process: regulatory ncRNA-mediated post-transcriptional gene silencing.
AUGUCCGGCCAGAAGAUGACCUUGCCCACGCGCCCUGCCGGCCCGCCUCAGUCGCCCACUCAGGCUCGUUCUCCCUCGGGUGCCUCUGCUGCCUCGGGUGCCGCUCCCGGUCAGGCUCGCUCUAACUUCCCGCCCCCUCUCGGCUAUGAUCCCGGCAAGAUGGACACUCGUGCCCCCUUGAGCCACGAGGAGCGUGUCGGCAAGCGCGUCGACUUGCCUGCCGAUGCCUACACUGGGUCCGAUAUCAGCAGCACCUUUGCCGCUCGAACCGGCUUCAACACCGAGGGCAACAGCAUCAGGGUCGCCGUCAACCAGUAUCCCGUCACCAGGAUCGCCAACAUGGAUGUUUCCCAGUACGACAUUGCGCUGAGCCCUGAACCCACCGCCGGCGUCGUUUACGACAAGGUCUGGAAAUCCAAAAAGGUCCAGCAGAAGCUUGCCUCUGUGACCAACAAGCCCUGGAUCUACGACGGGCGCAAGCUGGCCUGGUUGGCUCAAUCGGUUGAUGAGAUGCGCGUCAUGGUUGACCUCGAUGAGGAGCGCGGCCGCAAGCCUGGUGGCGAGAGGAAGAACGUGUUUCACAUCACUAUCAGGCCCACUGGUAAAGUUCGUCUCCAGUCUCUCAGGGCUUACCUCGAGAAGAGGGCUCCUUGGGACAACCAUGUGCUCGAGUGCAUGAGUUUCCUCGACCAUCUUCUCCGUCAGGGUCCUUCCGAGCGCAUGAAGACCAUCAAGCGCAGCUUCUUUCACGCCUCGAUGCCCAACCGAGAGCUUGACAUGCUCCUCAUGGCAUACAAGGGUGUCUACGCUUCAUUCCGCCUCAGCCAGAACAUCAAGCAGAUUGGUCUCGGUGUCAACGUCGAUGUGACCAACCAGGCCUUCUGGAAGGCCAACACAGCCGACAAGAUGAUGAAGUAUGUGAUCAACACCUACGGCGGGCUGAGAGGUAAAGGGAACAUGCAGAACCUUGACGACCAGUUGGUCACUAGCGCGUUGAAGCCCCUAGUCAACCGCACCACGGGAAGGUACGAGCAGUCUGAGGCCAUGAGGGCCCUGCGCCGCCUGAAGGGCUGUCGCUUCACGCUCGUCCAUCGUCCCAAUGAGGUCAAGGAGUACAAGAUCAAGGGCUUCGCCUUCGACAAGAAGUACGGCCCGGACGGCGCCAACUCCUACAACGUCACAUUCAAAUGGAAUAAUAAUGGCACUGAGAAGGAGAUCUCAAUCAGGGACUACAUGAAGGAAAGAUACGGCUAUGCCCUGAUCCACUCAGCCGGCUGGCCCGUCAUUGAGACCACCCGUGCUGGAUCCUUCCCUGCUGAGGUGUGCAACAUUGUGUCUUUCAACCAGUACCAGUACAAGCUGGACCCCAAUCAGACUGCGUCGAUGAUCAAGUUUGCCGUUCAGCGCCCGGCACAGCGCAAGCAGGACAUUGCAGCAUCGGUUCAGCGUCUCGACUGGGCCAACGACAAGUACCUCAAGGCCUUUGGCGUCAGCAUCUCCCCCAACAUGGCCAUCACUGAGGCCAAGGUGCUCAGGCACCCUGAGGUGUUCUUUGAGAAGAAGACCGUCAGACCCUUGAACACCGGUCGCUGGGACCUUCGCGGCGCCAGGUUUGUUGAAGGCAACAAGGAACCCUUGACUCGUUGGUGCUUCUUUGCACUCAACGGCUGUGUCGAUCAGAAGGCCGUGGUAAACUUUGUCGGUAGCUUCGUCACUACUUACAAGGGACAUGGCGGCAGAAUCGCGCCCGGAAAUCCCUACAUGACCAAUGUCACGGCAAACCCAGCUACGUUGAACGACGAACUUCACAAGCACAUGGGCACUGCCGUCGGGGGGUACAAGAACCUGUACCCGCAGAUCGUGUUCAUCGUCGUCCCGGACAAGACGGCUCAUGUGUAUGAGCGGAUCAAGAAGGUCUUCGACUGUCGCUACGGUGUUGUUACUCAGAUCCUGAAUGCGGAUCACGUAAGGAAGGCGGCGGGGCAGUACAUUUCGAAUGUCUGCAUGAAGGUCAACGCAAAGCUGGGCGGACAGACCUCCAGCCUCACUGCGACUAAGGCCAAGUCUCACGGGUUCUUCACCAAGCCCACCAUGAUGAUUGGCGUCGAUGUGUCUCACGCAUCACCGGGCUCAGACAUGCCGUCCAUUGCUGCCAUGUGCGCCUCAGUCGACAUGGAGGGUUAUCAGUAUCGCGCUGCCGUCGAGACCAACGGCUGGCACAACGAGGUCUUGACCAACGAGAACAUCGAAACCAUGGUUCCCAAGUUUCUCCAGGCCUACAAGGACAAGACAGGGAAGGAGGUCGAGGAUAUCUACUACUUCCGCGACGGCGUCUCCGAGGGCCAGUUUGCACACGUCAUCAAGCAGGAGGUGGAAGCCAUCAAGAAGGUCUACAUGGCCAGAUUCAAGGGCCAGAAGAAGGCCAGGGUUACAGUGAUUGUGGCCACCAAGCGUCACCACAUUCGCUUCUUCCCCGAGAAGGGAGACAAGAACGGCAACUGCGAGCCUGGCACGCUGGUGGAGAAGGAGGUCACCCAUCCCUUCCACUACGACUUCUUCCUGAACUCGCACCAUGCGCUCCAAGGCACGGCUCGUCCUGUCCAUUACCACGUCCUCAUGGACGACAUUAAGCCCCAGGUGAACACCUUGCAGAGGAUGAUUUACCACCAGUGCUACACGUUCUGCCGUUCCACCACGCCCAUUUCGCUGCAUCCGGCUGUCUACUAUGCCCAUCUGGCGGGUGCUCGUGGCCGCUCCCAUGAGAGCCUGGACUACGGUGACAACGCACGUGUUCCUGAAAAGGUCAGGGAGCAGGUGAACAACCCGGACAACUUGGUUGCCAAGCAUCAAUCUCCCACUACUUACAGCAGCGAGUGGAAGAAGAGCAACCCGCCUCCAAAGCUGACCGUCAUGGAAGGCAAAAAUCACAUCCACAACACCAUGUGGUGGGUCUAA